Colius striatus (speckled mousebird) is the source of this 441-nucleotide messenger RNA. It is a transcript of the gene ETFRF1, whose product is annotated as electron transfer flavoprotein regulatory factor 1. Gene Ontology annotation, cellular component: mitochondrion. Bases 124 to 384 code for a protein of 86 amino acids. The record is from RefSeq and is a predicted model, not a curated record. The transcript has 3 exons. Gene Ontology annotation, biological process: respiratory electron transport chain. NCBI's taxonomy places the organism in Eukaryota, Metazoa, Chordata, Aves, Coliiformes, Coliidae.
GGGAGGAGGGCGCAGCCUCCCGUUACGGCUGUGCCGUAAAGCGCUGCCGGCAGAGCUUACUGCGUGAAGUCGGUUAAAAAAAAAAAAAAAAGACGAGAAUAAAGAGAUCACUGAAAUGUGAGAAUGGCCAAUUCUUUAAGAGGCGAAGUGGUGACUCUAUACAAAAAUCUGCUGCAUCUUGGAAAGGAGUAUCCCAAAGGUGCAGACUAUUUUAGAAGCCGUUUGAAAGCAGCUUUUCUAAAAAAUAAAGAUGUGAAAGAUCCUGAAAAAAUUAGGGAGCUAAUUGCACGAGGAGAAUUUGUUAUAAAAGAGUUGGAGGCUUUGUACUUCCUCAGGAAAUACAGAGCUCUGAAGCAGCGCUACUACAGUGACGACGAUCUGUAGCUGGUGCUGAAGGCUUUGCAUGUAACAAUACAAACUCAUAAAAACAAUAAAUGAGCU